GCUCAUUUGCAUGUCGUUGCGUGUGUGCCAGCUUUUGACUCCUGCCGCGUGUGUGUGUGAGUGUGUGUGUGUGUGUGUGUGUGUGUGUGUGUGGGGCAGGUGCUUUGCCCAUGCCGGGAGGAAGAGGAAGGCCACGUGUAAGAGUUGCUGCAGAACCCCCUCCUGCCUCCUCCCCCUUCCUCAUUUCACCCCCUCUUCCUCCUCUUCCUCCGGUUUAGUGACUUUAUCAAUUCAUAUUUUUUUGAUCGAUUAUAUAGGCUGUGCGCGUCAUGCCCCUGGGGUCUGAACCCUCUCUGCAAGCUUCAUUUCCUUCACUGUUCCUACACUAGCAUGCUAGUUAAUUAGUUAGCCUAAUUAAACUUCUUGGAUCUGUGUGACUUUAGGGUGUACUAUAGACAAUUUGGCAACAAUUCCUUUACUAAUUUCCCCCCUAUCCGUAUACCACUAUUAUGGAUGCUACAGAUAGAUCUGAGUUUUUAACAGCUCUCUGGGCUAAAUGCAGCCCAGCUCUAUCACCACACUGUGGAGGGUGAAGUCGAGGUCGUGGUCAGUGGAAGGUUAAAGGUCAACUGGACAACUUUCUCCCCAUGGUCUUAAACGCAGUUCAGAUAGCUUCUGUGCUACAUAAUGGUUUUAAAAUGCAACAGCGCUCCGGUGAAAAUGCGCAGAAUACAAAAGCAAAGAAAGAAAAUCGUCGUGCUACAGCGCAAAGAAACUCCCAUUGUGUGCGAAUCAGAUUUUUUGCUAUUCUAUUUAUUUUGCUUUUAUUGCUGCUGAUAUACCACCACAUGUUGCGAGCUUUAAAGUAAGCCUUCAGAUGCUUGUUUUCCCCUUUCUAAUUUUUAAUUAUAAUGUUGCUGUGGAAUCACAUGUUUUUUUGUGCUGCUACACAGGCUGUUCGCCACUCAGUGCACAUGCGCCUCUAUUCUUUUCUUCUUUUUUUUUUAAGCGGUUGUAGCAUCAUGUUUAUUAGAAAUGAAUGCGAGCUAGCUUUGCGUGGAGCUCUUUCUGUGUGCGCGUGUGUGAAAACGUUGCGUAGCAAAUGUUGCUGCAAAGGAGUCACUCAGAUUUCUCUGUGCAAAAAGAAAUACGACUUGUUUUUGUUUCGGGUUUGGGCUCUUGAACGGUGUUUAGCUUGGUUUUAAACGAAGCAGUAGCCUAUUGUUGUGGUCAUUUUAUCCAACCAGCUCUCAGGUCUGCCUUUAUCUCCUCCCUGCUGUUUGGAGCCUAUUCCCCAGUUUUACUUGACGCGAAGCAUUGCGAAAUUAAUUUAUAGCCGUAUUCCCGAAGCCUCUUUUUCCAACUAACACGCGAAAAUAGCCUCGGAUUCAUUCUCGCCACACGGAGGGACAGGCAUCUGCAGCCCUCCAUUUAUUUCUCUCUCUGUCCGUUACUUUGCAUGACAAUAACCAGGGGAAUGGACCUCGAUGUAUUUUUCAAACUGCACAAAGGAGCAAAACCACAUUUCUCUUCUGCGUCGUUGUCCCUGUAGCUUUUUCACCUCGGUAAUAUUUCAGAUCACUGACAAGCCCGGUCGCUGCAGAUAAUGACGACGUUUAACCCUAUGUUCGUUUGUAAUUUCAGCCUGCCACUUCAGGCCUGCUGUUGAGGGGAAUGCUGGCUUUUCAUGAAAAAAAAAAAAAAAAAAAAAAAAAAAUGAUAUGACAUGAUGAUAUUAUUUUACACGGGGUUGGAAAAUCCCUUCUGCGCGAAACCAACUGGGCCUUGGCAAAUAGGGGGAUUUCUUACCGUAAUGUUGCUCCCAAUUCAUCCAUUUUAGAGAAGCGUUUAAUCCCGAUUUGUAGCUUUAGUGGGAGCAAAGCAGUUUGUAAGCAACAACUGAACAACGCUGUGUGUGUGUUUGUGCGUGUAUCGCUGCCCGGGCAAACUUUGUAGAAAGGCGUAAAUUGUAAAAAGGGACUUGAAAGUUAUUUAUUCAGGCCUGCUCUCUUCCUCUUCCUGAAUAUUUUAUUACUUUUCAUUCCACCCCCACCUCGGCUCCGCAAAUAAAUAAAUAAAUAAAUAAAUAAAAUGAAGCCACCGUUUGAGCUCGUUGGUGUUUGAGCAGUAAACGGAACUGACCCGCCAUAAAAGUCACAUGUUUAAAUCCGGAUACGCUGACCUUUUCCGCUUACUUUAUCCCGCUGUAUGUCAUCUUCUCUCUCCCCCCACUCCCUCUGUCUUCCCUCAUUGAAAUAUGUUACAGCAGAGAAAGCGACUUUUCUCUAAAAUGUAGCAGCAAGGAAGUGAUUGCAUAUUACACAUGGGUUGUGGUUAGUAAAAAAAAAAAAAAAAAAAGAAAAAAAAAACAAGGGGGAUUUUUUUUUUCAUGUCAAGAUGCCCUUACGUCAAUCGACGUCAGAUAGAUUUUAAUAUUUAAACGCACGGUAUAGUAAAGAUAAAACUCCCAAAUAAAAAUAUCCUGGAAAAUAUGCAAAAUACGCCUACACAGAAAUUCCCCUGGCAAGAAGAAGAGCUUUGCUUUUCUUUCCGUGUCCUCUUAACAUCCGUGUCUGGAUCUUUGCUCAGCGCAUUGACCUCUACCUGAGGCCGGAAACAAUGGGACCCCGUUGAACUGAAUGGCUGCUGCUGACAAACUUGACAGAGGGAGGGGAAGUGCAGCAGUCAGACCGAACACACCUUGAUCGAUACCUGAGAUGACCCGCAGCAGAGUGGGAGGUCAAGGUGACAGAAAAAAAAAAGACGCACACACCUGGGCAGGGCGGAAUAGAAUAGAAUAGAAUAGAAUAGAAUAGAAUAGAAUAGAAUAGAAUAGAAUAGAAUAAGAUUAUAUAAAGACAUGUGGAAUUCGUCUGAACAAUUCCCAUGCUCCCUCCUGCUGCUGCUGUUGUUGUUGUCUGCUCUGGUGAUGUAUGAGCAACUUUUGGAGGAAACAGGGGGAAAAAAGAGCAAUAUUGCCUGCAGCAGGGAGGGUGUGUUGGUGUCACAAAAUCAAUGCGGGAGCAGUGUAAGAGCAGGUAGAAAUUACAUGGAAAAUGUAGCUGGGAGACCACGUGACACGAAAGCGUAAAAAAAGCCUCUCAUAUGUUUAUUGAUUUAUUGUUAUUUUCUUUUAUACAGAGGUCAUUAACAUGUCAGCCAAAAUAGUUUAGUAAUUAUAAAACCCAAGUUUAAUUAAAGUGAGGAAAAAAUAUUUUGAUUGGUAUAGAUAGAUAGAUAGAUAGAUAGAUAGAUAGAUAGAUAGAUAGAUAGAUAGAUAGAUAGAUAGAUAGAAUGACUUUGUGCGCUCUUCUGUGAUGACUUUUUAAUUCACUUAAAUCAGAGUUUUAGAGACAGACUACAAUUCAUUUACUACUCUGAAGGGAUAUUUAUCCAUUUCUUCGCUGCGCCAUCCAUUCUUCAGUCAGAUCACUCAGAACAGUUUCUGAUAGGACAGCGUUUCCCUGUGCCAAGCGAUUUGUCUUUUCUUUCAUUAAAUUGUGUUCAUUCUGUUAGAACGGUCCACGGUUGGAGCUGCCAAGAUUUUUUUUUCCCUCCCACUCUUUUUUGAAUAAUUAAAACCGUGGUUUUAAUUAAAUUCUGCGUUGGUAUCAGGUUGAUAAAAAGUUUAGUUUGUUUUUUUUCUUUUUUUGAGGAAACUUUUGUUUUAACCACGAGCAGUGGAAAUAAAAGGACCACGAGUCUGUGAUUGAGGCCUUUUGCUACAAAGCAAAAUUAUAGCAAAAGAGUCACUUAUAUAUAUCCAUACAUAUAUACAUCUUCUCUCUCUCUCUCCCCCACAUACGAUAUAUGUAUAAAUAUAUAUAAAUAUACGAUAUAUAUGCCAUUUAAUAUCAGAAGUAAUAUUUUAGCUCCAGUUUAAUAGUACUAUUUUUAUUUUCGUUCCUUAAGGCAGUUAAGGCCUUUACCUUUUUAUAGUAGUAUUUUAUUAAAUCACCUCCAUGUCCCUUCCCUCGUCCACCUUUCCACCACUUUCUGUUGGGAACCGUUGAAACAAAACCGUCUGACACGUUUGUCUCGUUUUACCACUAUUUUUUUAGUUUUCUUUUGUUUUAUUCUUAUUUUUAUUAUCAUCGUUAUUAUUAUUAUUAUUAUUUGGAUUUAAAUGGUCGCCCUCGAGCCACAAGAAGUGUUACUGCGUCAUAACUUCAUUUCUCAGAUCCCCAGCAGCGCUGAGGAGGUCAGGGGUCAGAGACAGUAGUGACGGAUGAAAAUAUCGGCAAAGGCGGGGAGUUUAUGAAAGCAAUAAAAGAUUAUCGACGGUGUAAACCUGCGUCUUCAGAGAGCCAAUGUCUUCUAUAUCUACCCUGUAGAUCCGGAUUUGUGUAAAAAUCAUUAAAACAGUCACAAAUUCGCUUCUAGGGGAGUAUAUAGUGGAUUUCUGCACAACGGCAGCGAUGGAUCCCGCACAGGGCGGAGAGGCCUUUAGCUGUUAUUAUUGGGCUGUAAAGCCUUUAAUCAGUAUAGAUCACGGCUUUAUAUUCGAUUUCGUUUGUAUAAAAGUGGGACCGUAAAGGUUAAAAGACGUGUUUUCAUUUUCUGCAUGCGCACAUAAAAUAUAAAAUACAUACGCCGUUUUAUUUGUUUCAGGGCUGUAAUUGUGCUGAUUUAUGUUUAUGUUGAAGCCCCCCAUCCACAGUGACGACCCAGCCCCUGUGCAUUUUAUUUAUUAUUUCGAUCGUCAAACGUCGUCGCCGUUUUAAAGGCCAACUCCGGGCUGAAUUGGAAUCUUUUUUCUUUUUUUUUUUCCUUUUUUUAUUUAUUAUUUGUCUUGUUGAAAAAUGAUGCGGCCGGCUGUACUGUUCAUCCAGGAAGGCACGUUGGGGGGUUGUGUUCGCGUGUGUUUGUGGGGGUGUGCGUAAGGUUUCGAUUUAGAGACGGUCAAUUUUCUCGAAACAAAGGACCUGGAUAUCUCCAUCAUCUUGCUAGUGGGUCUGUGUGUGUGCAAACCUUUAAUCCUACUGAUAACAGAAAACCCCUGCAGCAUGCAUGCUUUGAAUGUGAAAACUCCUAUCCCAGCCUCCUUUUCUAUCCAGUUCUAAUGCCUUUUACGUGCUGUAUGGCUUUAACUGCGUUUCUCGCACACAGACAUUUAAUGGUUUUAAUUGUAGUGCGCUGUAAAACUACCAAGAAUGCUGAUAAGAAUUAUUUUUGUUUAAUAGUGUGAGGUCUAGUUUACGAGACAAAAACGCUCGUUUUUCCUGUGUUUUCUGUCCGCUUAUGACAAAAACACCAUCGGAAAGCGAGGUUUUGAAUUGAAUGGCGACGCGUUUGUGUCUGAAAUUGCGAAAUAAAUUGCUCUAAAAGUGUGCCCUUACUCGUGGGAGAGGGCCAUGACCGUUUCGAUGGAUUUUUCUUUUGGGAGGACAACAAAGAGAGUUCUACCUCUGUUUGGCAAUGCACCCCUCAGAGGCAAGAGCGAGCGCACGGUUGGGUUGGGGGCACAUACGCCAGGGAUGUUAAUGCCAGAAAGUGGGGAGAAAUAAAUCCUGUUUAUUCAUGCGAGGCUGAAUUUCCAUGCACGGGGAGUUAAAUGUGGAAUGGCUGCCUGUUGGAGCAGCCUGGUUUUUUUUUUUUUUAAAAAAAAAAGGGGGCUCGCAGUGCUGGAUUCUCGUUCCUAAUGCAAAGGUCCUCUGGUGAUUUAAGAGGGAGUGUAACCUGAAUUAGUUGAUGAAUUUUCUAUCGAUCCUAAACAAGCCAGAUUUAUCUCUGACACGGUACUGCUGCUGGGUGGCGGUGCAGCAGCCGGCCAGGCCACUCUCCCACUCUCCCACUCCCCGUUAUUAGCGAUUUAAAAAAAGAAGAGGGGGGGAAAAAAAGAAAAGAGAUUUGGCAAGCACGUCCCAACACACACCCAAAUAUAUACACAGAGGGUGGUGCAGGCGCCACUUUAAAUCCCCCCAAGCGCUUUCUUUCUGCUACUUCUUUUUUUUUCCUUUAAUUUUUUUUUUCUCUAUUUGAAGUUCCAGCCAGAUGCGUAAGAGGGGGAAAGGGUUCGUUUGCAAUAGGGGAGGACUUGUCAUCUGUACUGUACUCUGUUGCUCGUGCGUGUCCGUGUGCGCGCCUCUUCCCCUCACUCCGGAGCAGAAUGUGUGUUCGUCUGGUGGACGCGCGUUGUUAUUGUUGUGAUUCUCCGUCUGCUUAUAGCGGCAUGCGUGGAAACAUGUGGUCGUGAUAUACAGACAGAGCUGGCGUAAGGGGAGAGACUGGGAGGGGUAUUGUCGGACUGUGAAUGCCCCGCAAACUGGGGCCAUAUGAUGAUGCGCGUGCGGGGGCCGUGUAUAUGCUUAAUCCCAUUUCCUUAUCCGGGGCUCGUCCUGGAGGCGCGCCAUUGGCCGGCUGCCGUCACGUGGCUUCUUAACUUUGUUCACUUGACAGAAAAGUAGGAGGGUUCAACGGAACAGGAAUAACCGAAGAGUAAAGGGAUGAGAUAUAAAUUUUAGUUAUAUAUUUUCCGACUAGGUGCAAUUCUACAAAAAGACUGAAAUUAAUGGCCAUGAGCUCGUAUUUGAUCAACUCCAACUAUGUGGACCCGAAGUUCCCACCGUGCGAGGAAUACUCACAGAGCGACUAUCUGCCCAGUCACUCUCCGGACUAUUACAGCUCCCAAAGGCAAGAGAAUGCUGCCUUCCAGCCGGACUCUCUCUACCACCACCAUCAACACCACCCGCACCACCAGAGCCAGCACCAGCAGCGAACCGAGCCGCCGUACACGCCGUGCCAGCGCGCAGCUCAGCCCGCCUCGGUGGUGAUGUCCCCUCGGGGUCACGUCGUACCCCCGACCGGGCUGCAGACCACCCCAGUCCCGGAGCAGAGCCACCGCUGCGACUCGGUGACACCGAGUCCGCCUCCUCCGCCUCCGUCUUGCGGUCAAACGCCUCACAGCCAAAGCAUUUCUUCCCCUUCGAGCACUCGCAAGGACCCCGUAGUCUACCCGUGGAUGAAGAAAGUCCAUGUAAACAUCGUGAGUCCAAACUAUACAGGGGGCGAACCGAAGCGCUCGCGGACGGCCUACACCCGUCAGCAGGUUCUGGAGCUCGAGAAGGAGUUCCACUACAACCGGUACCUUACGCGCAGGCGCAGGGUGGAGAUCGCGCACACACUGUGUCUGUCAGAGCGACAGAUCAAAAUCUGGUUCCAGAACCGGAGAAUGAAAUGGAAGAAGGAUCACAAGCUGCCAAACACCAAGGUCCGCUCCGGGACAAACAACAGCAACACAAACUCCCAGGCUCUAACCGGCUCCCAGAACCGUUCUUCCGGACCCCUAUAGCCCGGUUGUUUUGUCCUUUGUCAGAUGCUGGCCCUGCCUUUUUUGCUCCCCGAUUUCCUAAACUGAACGCCAAGGGGGCAGCCACGCUUGUAGCCACCGGAGCCUGCACUUUGGACCGGAUUAACGCCUUCGCUCUGGUGGGAGGGAGAGAUGUCAUUGUAUGGCCCUGAUGUGUGCUGAUGUUACUCACUAUUAUAUGACGUUAGUGCGAGGGAGGGGUAGAAGAGGAAAAUUUCCAUUCAUAAAAUAUGAAAUGAACAAAAGUAGGCGAAGGAGACUGAACGGACUGAUAAAAAUAAUGCUGCUUCUUUGCCUCCGUCCCCCCGUCUCCCCUCUCUCUCUCUCUCUCUCUCUCUCUCUCUGCUUUUAAUUUCUGUUUCUUUUUAUACUCCUCUCCGUCUUCCUCCCUCUGACAGAGCAGAAGACGGUAGGCUGAAGAUAAUGUUCCCGCGUGUGUGUGGUUUCUUUCCCUCUCUUUUUCUAUCCAAGACUCUUUUUUUGGUGAAGAUAGAUCCUCGUUUUCAUCUUUAAUCAUGCCAAACUCGGGCCCCAUUUGUCAUGUUUACUCUGCGGGUACAAAGCAAAGGGGUGAACCGCGGCUCUGCCUAUUACCCCUCGCCCGUGUGUGUGUGUACCCCCCCCCCCCCCUUUUUUUUUUACCCACGCACGUGUAAUAAAUGAAACGCACGUUUCAUCAGAAUAAGUAUUUUCACACUCACCACACAGAAAAACACAACUCCACAACGCCCCUCUGUCUGAACAUCUCAUAUCCGAUGUAAACUCCAAAAUGUAGUUUGCCGUCAUAACUGUUGCUAUUUCCGUUUUGUUUAAUGACAAAUUAUAGCUUUUGAGCUUUUUUUUAAUUGUAGUUACUUUGGAAUUCAGUGUUGAUUGUAAAAUGAUUGUUGCUGAGAGUGCCGAGGAGCGUUUAUGUGCGUCCGUUGAUUGUUCAUUUUGUGAUGUUGUAUACAGGGAGAGUCUAACAGGGUGAUCGAAGCGAAGUAAAGCAGAAUUAAGGUAUUUCCCACUACUUACCAAACCAACAGGGUUUUUAAUGCUGCCUAAACAAAGGACACUAAUGAAUACACACAAAUCCUGGUACAAAAAGAACACAGUAUAAACACAGCACUAUGUAAUGUACUAGCCUACCUAUUACCUCAGUUGUACUUAUAUAUAUUUUUUUUAUUUUAUUUUUUUUGGUUCUCUUAUUUCCUCUUGCUCGUUUAAUGAAGUGACAGCUUUUUGAGCUUUUUAUAUACAUAUAAAUAUAUAUUAUUUUUUGGGGGGAAAUUAUGUGACGAGUCCUAAUUAUUAUUAUUAUUAUUAUUAUUAAUAUUAUUAUUAUUAUUAUUAUUACCUGCAAUACAGAAAAACAUUUCUUGUACGUGGAACACUUCGAAAUAAUGUAAUUUAAUUAUAAACAAUUGUUCUAGAAAGGGACAUUCUGAAAAAAAAAACACUAAACAAAAAAAGAGCGUCCUGUUAUUAAUCUUUUUUCUCUUUGUCUCUAUUUUCUCUUUUCUCCGCACAUUAGAUGCGCGCACACUUAAUUCUUAUUUCUCCUUCCCCUCUCUAUUCCUUCACUUUGUGCCACUCUACAGAGGUUUUGAAUUAUUUUAUUUACAUUCCAAAGAUCCGUUGUUAAAUGACGAUAAUAAUAAUGAUGGUAUUGUUGAACAUGUGUUACCUCCCCAGAUAUGUACGUUUCUCUGCUUAUGCCUCCUCAGUGUCUACCUUCCUAUUAUUUGUAAAUAGUUAAUAGAAAUUUAAAUAAAUGGAUGAAAAUGUA
Mugil cephalus (flathead mullet) is the source of this 9020-nucleotide messenger RNA. RefSeq names its product homeobox B4a (gene hoxb4a). Gene Ontology annotation, molecular function: DNA-binding transcription factor activity, RNA polymerase II-specific; RNA polymerase II cis-regulatory region sequence-specific DNA binding. Lineage: Eukaryota; Metazoa; Chordata; Actinopteri; Mugiliformes; Mugilidae. The coding region runs from base 6452 to 7231 and encodes 259 amino acids. Gene Ontology annotation, cellular component: nucleus. Gene Ontology annotation, biological process: regulation of transcription by RNA polymerase II; embryonic skeletal system morphogenesis; anterior/posterior pattern specification. The record is from RefSeq and is a predicted model, not a curated record. The transcript has 2 exons.